UGCGCCAAAAACAACAACAGCACAGUCAGCAACAACCGGGCUUCUUUCCUUUCUUGCUUGUUGAUGUUGUGUGUUUGGCGGUGGUGAUGAGGGCGCAUUGGAGACAGCAGCUUGCAGAGCAGCAGGAAGGCCGCAAGGCGGCGCGCUCACGGAUCGUGAAGGUGGGCUUGGCAGGCGUGUGCGUGGUAGCUGUGCUAGUAUUUGUGCUGAACGGGCUCAAGGGCGACGACAUUGCUGGGGGCGAGCGCGUAGCCGUGCGCCAGUAUCAGCAGCAGCAAGGGGAACGGAGCGAAGCCGACGCGAGCGGACUUGGCGCACAAGAAGAGCAAGGACGAGCUCCGCCGCUCACCAGGCACCACAAAGACAUGGGUGACGAGGAAGCACGGCGGCAGCAGCAACAGGAGCGGCAAAGCCAGCCGUACCACGAGACAUUCCUGGAGCCGCGGGCGUUUGCCUUUGCUCGAGAUGAGAACGAGCUCAUCGUUAAGACGUUGACGGAGGAAGUUGACAGCGUGUUUGUCGCCACGUACGAGCCAGAAGGACCCAACAAAGGCGACGCCCUGCUGGCCACGAUCGGGGCGGGGAAGCCAGUCAUCGUGUCGCCGUCCAUGUCAGGCUCAUUCUCGAUUCCGCUGCUGAUGUCGGGGCAAGAUGUCAUGAGCGGGUUUGUGCCGGUGGCUCCGGUUGGCGUCGAGAAGUACGAACCAAGCGACUAUGCAAAGGUGCAAACGCCCGCGCUGAUCAUCUAUGGGGAGAAGGACAGUGGCGGAAGCACACGCUCGCGUAUCCUCGCCAACAUGCCAAACUCGAACACCUUCAUGAUCCCCAACGGGUCGCACCCGUGUUACUUGGACGACCCCGGCCGCUUUGAACGAGCGCUGCUCAACUUCUUGUUGCGCGUGUUUACUGUUUCCCAAGAAGAGCAGUGAAGAGACCAUCACUCGGAGAGGUCGCAGAUGGAGCCACACAGCAACAGCAACCACAACAAUCGUUACCACACAUCAUUAAACGUAAGCUCAGCGCAGAGGCUUCAGCUCAAGCAACUGUGGCAGUAAUGUAAACC
Messenger RNA from Salpingoeca rosetta, 1063 nucleotides. RefSeq lists its product as uncharacterized. The transcript has 7 exons. Lineage: Eukaryota; Choanoflagellata; Craspedida; Salpingoecidae. The coding region runs from base 87 to 929 and encodes 280 amino acids. The record is from RefSeq and is a predicted model, not a curated record.